AAAAAUUAAAAACAUUACAAAAGAUGGGCAGCAAAUCUAAGUCCAGAUGGUGUAGAAAUAUGAGAAAUCAAGUCAGGAUAGGAGUCAGAGCGUGUGAUAAAGAGUUAUGAAGGAUCAGAAGUUGCAUAAAGGAAGGAGACUGAUAGAUUCAUUCCUCUUUUGAACCUCAUAUUUUCUCAUUAAGAAUUUUCA
This is a messenger RNA of Moneuplotes crassus, 192 nucleotides long. The record is from the annotation of a GenBank genome assembly. NCBI's taxonomy places the organism in Eukaryota, Ciliophora, Spirotrichea, Euplotida, Euplotidae.